This is a messenger RNA of Racocetra fulgida, 562 nucleotides long. NCBI's taxonomy places the organism in Eukaryota, Fungi, Glomeromycota, Glomeromycetes, Diversisporales, Gigasporaceae. The record is from the annotation of a GenBank genome assembly.
AUGCCAAUUGUACUUCAAGCGACAAUGCCCGAAGGUACAAACGCGCAAGUAGAUGCUUUUCAAGCCAACUCUGACACAAACACGACGGACUCGACGUCCCAGGACUGGUUAGAGAUUAUGGAACGCGAAGCAGCAGCAGAAAACCAACAAGUUCCACCUGAAGACAACAAUUUCCGCAAGGAAAAUUCUACGGCUACAGACAUAGAAGGUUCUGGCAAUCUGUGUGACGAUAGGGCAGGUGAGACGACCUCACAUGACCUGCAUUUGGGCACCAGUCAUACAAAUGUAGUUGCAGAACCAAGCAUCGAAGGAAAACCUAAAAAUAAGACACAUUCUCAGGAAACAAAAUCGUGGUCAGGUCUUUUUACAAAAUUAACUAGGGGAAGGGCAACCUACUCCACCUUCUCCCCCAGAGCCAAUAUAAGUACAAAGAACAGAAAUGCACUCCUGUUUGAUAUACAGAGACUUAAUCAAAUCUCUACUAAUGACAUAGUGGCCACACUUUACGGCAAAAUGGGAGGGGACUUUAUAGGGGCCAAACCACAUUUUGUCAAAGGAACCC